Molecule: messenger RNA, 4152 nt
Organism: Fusarium pseudograminearum CS3096
Lineage: Eukaryota; Fungi; Ascomycota; Sordariomycetes; Hypocreales; Nectriaceae
Exons: 9
Coding region: 1-4152 (1383 amino acids)
Cellular component (GO): cytosol
Molecular function (GO): iron ion binding; monooxygenase activity; oxidoreductase activity, acting on paired donors, with incorporation or reduction of molecular oxygen
Source: RefSeq, a predicted model, not a curated record
AUGAGCGCGAUAACGCUAGUCGAGAUUGCCGAGAUGGUAGCCAACGUCUCGCGACAGGAAUACGUCGCCGACUUCCUCAAGCACCAAGUAUCGAGACUCUAUUCGAGAGAGACAUGUUGGCCACAAUCUGGUGUUUCUGGCCUUCUAUACCUGUUACGCGCGAACCUAUCCGAGACGCAGUCAUGGAACAACAGUUAUAUAGAACAUGGGCCAUACCAUUUCAACAGCACUGGAAACACAUACACUGUGGACUUUGCUAAGAAAGAGUUUAUUGUCAACGGCGUGGACCAAGAUUCGUAUAUCACCUUGUCUUAUGUUCAUGGGUUGAGUAUGAUUAUUGCCUUCUUCUUGGUCUACCCCAUCAUCUUACUGAUGGAGUCGAGCACGGUGCUUUGCGAUCUUAUCAAUCGACCAGUAGCAAAGAUAACGGUUCAGAAGUGGGAGUCAGCCCUACGAAUCCUCGUCUUUACACCUCUCGUCAUCGCGGGUUUAGUGACGGGAAUCCUCGGGAUGGGCUCAUCAGAUCAUUUUAGGACAGAACAUGGGGUCAUCGGAGUUAUCACGGUAGUCUUUGCAGGCUUCGUAUCUAUCCUAUACUUCUUCGGUUUCUGCUUCGACAACCGUAUGCGUCGAACUGCACGCGGUAUGCGCUGGCUUCAGAAUGCUCACUACUUCGACAUGUUUGUCUGUCAAGUAAUUCUCAUGCUAUCUGGUUUCGUACUCACAAACGGCUUUGACGAUCUCUCAGUCAUGGGUUUGUGUUAUAUCGAGAUUUCUACCGCAGGGGCAGUUUCCCUUGGCAUGAUUGCAGCUUUUGUAUGGAAUAGUUCUAUGGUUCUGAUGACAGCCCAGUGGUUUCUUAGCAGCCAGCCUUUGUUCCAACAACCAAGUUCCAACAUCACUUCUCAAGACAACACUACACAACACAGCACGACAACACAACUCGACAAGAUGGCGAUCAAAGAUGGCGGAAAGAAGCUUAGCCAAAUUCCAGGCCCCAAAGGCCUUCCUGUCCUCGGUAACCUCUUCGAUAUCGACCUCAACAACUCCCUCACAUCCCUAAUAAACAUUGGUCAAAAAUACGCACCCAUCUUCUCUCUAGAAUUCGGUGGCGAAAGAGAGGUUAUGGUAUGCAGCCGCGAUCUCCUCGAAGAACUAUGCGACGAAACAAGAUUCCACAAAGUCGUGACCGGCGGUGUUGACAAGCUGCGACCUUUGGCCGGAGAUGGUCUCUUCACAGCACAACAUGGCAGCCAUGACUGGGGAAUUGCACAUCGUAUUCUCAUGCCGCUUUUCGGACCUCUCAAGAUUCGAGAAAUGUUUGAUGACAUGCAAGAUGUCUCUGAACAACUGUGUCUGAAGUGGGCUCGUCUAGGACCCUCAGCGACCAUCGAUGUAGCCAACGACUUCACCCGCCUCACACUAGAUACCAUCGCCCUAUGCACAAUGGGAUACCGCUUCAACAGCUUCUACAGCAACGAAAAGAUGCAUCCAUUUGUCGACAGCAUGGUCGCCGCCCUCAUCGACGCCGACAAACAAUCCGCGUUUCCCGACUUCAUCGGUGCAUGCAGAGUCAAGGCAUUGGCCGCAUUCCGCAAGCACGCCGCUAGUAUGAAGGGCACAUGUAACGAGCUCAUCCAGGAACGACGCAAGAGCCCUGUCGAGGGAACAGACAUGCUCACUGCCAUGAUGGAAGGCAAAGACCCCAAGACAGGGGAGGGCAUGAGUGACGGCUUGAUCGUACAGAACCUCAUCACUUUCCUCAUCGCUGGACAUGAGACCACCUCAGGUCUUUUGUCGUUUGCCUUUUACUAUCUCCUCGAGAACCCUCGUACCCUUGAGAAAGCUAGGGCAGAAGUCGACGAGGUUGUUGGCGAUCAGAGCUUGAACGUCGAUCAUCUCACAAAGAUGCCAUACGUCAACAUGAUCCUCAGAGAGACUCUCCGCCUGAUGCCCACUGCCCCGGGAUUCCAUGUUACACCCUACAAAGAUGAGAUUAUUGGCGGCCAGUACGCUGUCCCUGCUAAUGAACCCUUGUUCUGCUUCCUCCAUCUUAUUCAUCGCGACCCCAAAGUCUGGGGUGCCGAUGCUGAGGAGUUCAGACCUGAACGCAUGGCUGAUGAGUUCUUUGAGGCUUUGCCCAAGAAUGCCUGGAAGCCUUUCGGUAACGGUAUGCGAGGUUGCAUCGGCCGUGAGUUUGCCUGGCAAGAAGCCAAGCUGAUAACCGUCAUGAUCCUACAGAACUUCGACCUCUCCAAGGCCGAUCCAAGCUAUAAGCUCAAGAUCAAGCAGUCUCUCACCAUCAAGCCCGACGGUUUCAACAUUCACGCCAAGCUUCGCAACGACCGAAAGGUCUCUGGUCUCUUCAAGGCUCCUAGCCUGUCAAGCCAACAGCCCAGCUUGUUCAGCCGUCAAAGCAUCAACCCCAUCGACGCCAAGGACUUGAAGCCUAUCUCCAUCUUCUACGGCUCCAACACCGGAACCUGCGAAGCAUUGGCACAGAAGCUAUCUGCUGAUUGCGUCGCUUCUGGAUUCAUGCCUUCCAAGCCUUUGCCUCUUGACAUGGCUACGAAGAACCUUUCCAAGGACGGCCCUAACAUCUUACUCGCCGCUUCCUAUGAUGGAAGACCUUCGGAUAACGCGGAAGAGUUCACCAAGUGGGCUGAGUCUCUCAAGCCUGGGGAGUUGGAGGGUGUCCAAUUUGCAGUCUUUGGAUGUGGUCACAAGGAUUGGGUUUCCACAUACUUCAAGAUCCCCAAGAUCCUGGACAAGUGUUUGGCAGACGCCGGCGCAGAGCGACUUGUUGAGAUCGGUCUCACAGACGCCAGCACUGGUCGCUUGUACUCCGACUUUGACGACUGGGAGAACCAGAAGCUCUUCGCCGAACUAUCGAAGCGUCAAGGUGUCACGCCAAUUGAUGACUCCCAUCUCGAGCUGAACGUCACCGUCAUCCAGCCCCAAAACAAUGACAUGGGCGGUAACUUCAAGCGCGCCGAAGUCGUCGAGAACACACUCCUCACAUAUCCUGGAGUCUCUCGCAAGCACAGCCUGUUGCUGAAGCUGCCCAAGGAUAUGGAGUACACGCCUGGUGAUCACGUUCUGGUUCUGCCCAAGAACUCGCCUCAGUUGGUGGAGCAGGCCAUGUCGUGCUUUGGAGUGGAUAGCGACACUGCGUUGACAAUAUCCUCCCAGAGGCCGACGUUCUUGCCGACUGAUACCCCAAUUCUCGUCUCUAGUCUUCUCAGCUCCCUUGUUGAGUUGUCUCAGACUGUUAGCCGGACAAGUCUCAAGCGACUGGCUGACUUUGCUGAUGAUGAUGACACAAAGGCAUGCGUUGAGCGUAUUGCUGGUGAUGACUACACCGUUGAAGUUGAGGAGCAGCGCAUGUCCCUUCUUGACAUCCUACGCAAGUACCCGGCCAUCAACAUGCCUCUGUCUACAUUCCUCUCCAUGCUUCCCCAAAUGCGUCCCCGAACGUACUCCUUUGCUUCGGCGCCUGAGUGGAAGCAAGGACAUGGUAUGCUUCUGUUCUCUGUCGUCGAGGCUGAAGAGGGAACAGUUUCUCGACCGGGCGGUCUUGCGACCAACUACAUGGCUCAAUUGAGACGUGGCGAUUCUAUCCUGGUGGAACUCCGACCUUGUAGGCCGGAGCUGCGCACAACGAUGAUGCUUCCCGAACCCAAGGUGCCAAUCAUCAUGAUCGCUGUAGGCGCUGGGCUGGCACCAUUCCUUGGUUACUUGCAGAAGCGCUUCUUGCAAGCACAGAACCAGCACACUGCUCUCCCACCUUGUACUCUCCUCUUUGGUUGCAGAGGCGCAAAGAUGGAUGAUAUCUGUCGUGAUCAACUCGACGAGUACUCUCGCGCGGGAGUUGUCUCUGUUCACCGAGCGUACAGCCGAGAUCUAGACUCCCAGUGCAAGUAUGUGCAGGGCUUGAUCACAAAGCAUGGCGAAACUCUAGCCAAGCAGUGGGCUCAAGGUGCUAUUGUCAUGGUGUGCAGUGGGAAAAAGGUAUCUGAUGGGGUGAUGAAUGUUCUGAGCCCAAUCCUGUUUGCUGAGGAGAAGAGAUCAGGAAUGACAGGUGCAGAUAGUGUUGAUGUUUGGAGACAGAACGUGCCCAAGGAGCGCAUGAUUCUGGAGGUAUUUGGGUAA